This is a messenger RNA of Patiria miniata (bat star), 654 nucleotides long. RefSeq names its product monocarboxylate transporter 9-like. The transcript has 2 exons. The record is from RefSeq and is a predicted model, not a curated record. Gene Ontology annotation, molecular function: monocarboxylic acid transmembrane transporter activity. NCBI's taxonomy places the organism in Eukaryota, Metazoa, Echinodermata, Asteroidea, Valvatida, Asterinidae. Bases 124 to 525 code for a protein of 133 amino acids.
UAUUGUGCUCUGUGGGCCAUUUCACAAAGACAAAAAGUUCAUCAGUUACACUAUACACUGAAACUCUUCUGAAAUGCCAUAUCAAACUGCGUGUGUAUAACUUUCAACAUAUCUUGGAGAUUCAUGAUGGCGUCCCCCAAGAAACAUGUAUACCAGGAAGGAGGCUGGGGCUGGGUUGUUGUAUUUGCGGCCUGUGUAGCAGAGUUCAUCGUCAUUGGGAGCUUGAAGGCUUUCGGUGUUCUCAUCACGGCCAUGAAGGAUGACUUCGAUACGGGACUGUGGAUCAUCGGCUCCAUUAAUUCCCUACACCUGGGAGUGCAGUUCAUUCUGACACCCGUGGCCUCGGUUGUAGCUCGGAAAGUCGGAGGGCGCCCUGUCAUCUCCUUUGGCGGUUUUCUCUUUGGACUUGGCGUGGCUCUGUCGGCUUUAACGCAUCAUAUCGCCUUCUUAGCUGUAACUAUCAUAGCAAUUGCAGGUAAGGAGAAUUUAGAAAAGCCCAAGUUGUCAAUGGAAAGGAAAGCUUAGAGUUUGCGCACUUCGUGUGUGCUUGUAAUUGAAACGCAGCCUGACCUGGUAUUCAAAAUUAGACUCCGAACGAGUCCACCAAAACGUUUUUGUCCAAAUAUGCAUGCUUAGAUUUCUACCAAUUAGUUA